This is a messenger RNA of Salvia hispanica, 1077 nucleotides long. RefSeq names its product homolog of CFIM-25 (gene CFIM-25). Gene Ontology annotation, cellular component: mRNA cleavage factor complex. Lineage: Eukaryota; Viridiplantae; Streptophyta; Magnoliopsida; Lamiales; Lamiaceae. Gene Ontology annotation, molecular function: mRNA binding. Gene Ontology annotation, biological process: mRNA 3'-end processing. The record is from RefSeq and is a predicted model, not a curated record.
CUCCUUUCAGCUCUCUCUCUCAAGCAGACACGUUGGUGUCUCUCUCUCACAGUCACAUAUUUUCCUCUUUAUAUAUACCAUCCAUCGCCAUACCAUUUCACUUGAUUCUUCCUUCCAAAAGCAACUCAAAUUAAUGGGCGAUCACUCAAUUCCAGAAGAAAACGGCGGUGAUCCCAGCAGCUCCACCGCCUUGGAUAUUUACCCUCUCAGCUGUUACUAUUUCGGCUCCAGAGAUUCUGUUUCUCUCAACACCGAAACCCGCGCCGAUCGCCUUCUUCGCCUCACAGCUAACUAUGAUGCCGUUGGAAUGAGGAGCUGCGUGGCUGCCGUGAUUGUGGUUGAACUUUUCAAACACCCCCACCUCUUGUUGCUACAAGUGCAGAACUCCAUCUACAGACUUCCUGGUGGACGUGUACGACAAGGUGAAUCAGAUACUGACUGCUUAAAACGCAAGCUCGCAAGCAAGCUGUCUGCUGGUGAAGAUGGCCGUGGUCCUGAUUGGGAGGUUGGAGAAUGCCUUGGUAUGUGGUGGAGACCCGACUUUGAGUCCGUACUUUAUCCGUAUUUGCCACCAAACAUAAAGUGGCCUAAAGAGUGCACUAAACUCUAUCUUGUGAAGCUGCCACCAAGCAGAAGGUUUAUUGUGCCUAAGAAUUCACGACUUCUUGCAAUCCCGUUGUGUCAGCUUCAUGAGAACGAUGAGACUUAUGGUCCAAUAAUCUCUGGAGUCCCACAGUUGCUAUCCAAAUAUUCCUUCAACAUGGUAGAACCUUAAAACUUUGAGUUGGAAGGGAAAUAGGAUUGCAGUUGCAUCGGGCAAAGGUUUGUGAAUGUGGUGUUUUUUUUCCCCAUAAAUUUAAAGGCCGCGUCACAUAAACGUGGUGUUUUGUGUAGUUGGGAGUGCUGUUGUGCGUAUAGCUGGUGAUGAUUUGGAUGGUCACAGCUUUAAGAUGAUAUAUAGCUUAGCGUUUUGUUGGGGCUAGUUGUGUUUUAUUUGCUUCUUUGAACUGUACACCACUUACACUUACAUAUAGUGCUUACACCGCAAAGACUUUUAUAAGGGAAAUUUACAUUCAA